Messenger RNA from Paraphaeosphaeria sporulosa, 2368 nucleotides. RefSeq lists its product as uncharacterized. Gene Ontology annotation, biological process: phosphatidylinositol dephosphorylation. The record is from RefSeq and is a predicted model, not a curated record. Gene Ontology annotation, cellular component: endoplasmic reticulum. NCBI's taxonomy places the organism in Eukaryota, Fungi, Ascomycota, Dothideomycetes, Pleosporales, Didymosphaeriaceae. The annotation marks the transcript as partial. Gene Ontology annotation, molecular function: phosphatidylinositol-4-phosphate phosphatase activity. The transcript has 3 exons.
GGAUCACUUUCAUUCUCCAAAACACACUGCGCCUGACUUCAAAUCGUCUGCAUUCCGUUCGCGUUGUACGCACAGCCCGCCAACACGCGCUCCACCUGCCGCACUGUCGCUACCGCCCAGCAUGGCUGCCGGCCUGCCGUUCCGCGACAUCAACGUGCACUCGUCGCCCUCGCACUACGCCUUCUCGUCGCCGUCGUCCCCCUCUGCGCCGACAUUGGUGGUCGACCGCCCCAGCGGCGACCUCCGCUUGCACGAUGGAAAGCUUCUGGGCUCGAAGCGCGUGUCCAGCAUCGCUGGCAUUCUGGGAAUGAUUAAGCUGCGGCUAGACAAGUACAUAAUCGUGAUCACCAAGGCCCAGCCCGUGGGCAGGAUAAAGGGUCACAUGAUCUACAAGGUCAUCUCCACAGAGUUCCUGCCGUUGCGCGAGCGACCGCUGCACGAUCCUGAUGAGGACACGUACCUCAGCUUACUCAAGACGCUGCUCAAGAGCUCCCCGCUCUACUUCUCCUACUCGUUCGACAUCACCAACAGCUUCCAGCGACAGGCCCACACCGAUCCCUCGGUGCCAUUAUGGAAGCGCGCCGACGACCGCUUCUUCUGGAACCGCUUCGUGCAGAGCGAUCUGAUAGACUUCCGCGGCGGGCUGAACACUGGCUAUGGCCACAGACAUCCUAGCGGCCAGCAGCCCGAGGUGGACCCCUUCAUUCUGCCAGUCAUGUAUGGCAUGAUGGAGAUUAAGAACACCUCUAUCAAGGGGACUCCCUUGACCUUCAUCCUCAUCACCCGUCGGUCGCGGGUACGAGCGGGCACGCGUUACUUUUCCCGGGGCAUCGACGAGAACGGCAACGUGUCCAACUUCAACGAGACAGAACAGACCAUCAUCCUUAAUGACCACGCCUCCGGAGGACUAGGUGGCUACGGAUCCAAUCAGAACGGUGCUGCUGGCGGUAACGCGGGCAAGGAAAUCCAGGUCCUGGCCUAUGUUCAGACGCGCGGAAGCGUGCCCGUUUAUUGGGCGGAGAUUAAUACCUUGAAGUACACGCCAAAGCUUCAAGUGCGGGGAGUUGAGAGCGCUGUCCCCGCAGCCAAGAAGCAUUUCGCAGAACAGAUUCGUCUGUAUGGAGACAAUUGGCUGGUCAAUUUGGUCAACCAAAAGGGCCGUGAAAAGAACGUCAAGGAGGCAUACGAGCAGAUGGUCGACUACCUUGUGAACUCACCCGCAGAGAACACCGAAGGGGACCAAAUUACAUCCGAGAAGUUCCAUGUCAUAGAACCACAACAGGCUAAAACGACGUUUGAUCGCAUCCACUACGUCUACUUCGAUUUCCACAACGAGACUAAGGGCUUGCAAUGGCAUCGCGCUAAGCUACUCAUGGACCAGCUUGCACCGUACGUCAUCAAACACGGCUACUUCCGUGGCGUAGACAUGCCGGGCGACUCUGGACGGGUUGAGGUUCGAGGACAUCAGACGGCCGUUGUCCGCACGAACUGCAUGGACUGCCUGGAUCGCACAAACGUCGUCCAAAGCAUGAUCGGCCGCUUCAUCCUCUCUCGCAUGCUCAUCGACCUAGGCAUCAUCCGCGAAGGCGAGAACGCCGAAGACGACCAGGCCUUUGAGUUCCUCUUCCGCAACGUUUGGGCUGACAACGCCGACAUCGUCUCCAGGUCCUACUCCGGCACAGGCGCACUCAAGACCGACUUCACGCGCCUCGGCAUUCGCACCAAGCAGGGCGCCCUCCAGGAUCUCAAUAACUCCAUCACGCGCUACGUCCUGAACAAUUUUGCAGACGGGCCCCGUCAGGACGCCUUCGACCUCUUCCUCGGCACAUACCUACCGUCUGACUCGGGCAUCGGCGGUCAGCUCCUCUUCGCGGACCGCCGUCCGCUAUUCAUCCAGGCCAUCCCGUACAUGCUCGCCGCGAGCAUCUUCCUCAUCUUCGUAGGCAUGUUUACGCGCAGGGCGCCUGAAGCUGCGGUGUGGCCGCUGCGCUUCAUCAUCGUUCUUUGCGUGGCGAUGGCGGCUGUCUCGGGCAACUUCAUUUGGAGCAAUGGCACGCUUUAUGUCAACUGGCCGAAGCUGAACCGCCUCCCGUACGCCAUCGAGUCGGUGCAGGAUACGCUCUCGCGCGUGUCACACAAUCCUGUGGUCGGCGGUCUUGUGGGCACGAAGCACGAGCGGGGAAAGAGCGAUGCGCGACUGCUGGGGUUGGAGGAGGGAAAGAAGAGGAUAGAGUAGGUGGUUGGGUUGGCGGCGAGUGCGCGGGUCUCGGAAGGGCAUGUACGAGUAAGGAGCCGAUGAUUGAUUCUCUACCAACAUACAUGACACUGGAUACAGAUAGAAGUUUAAUUACAACACGUCGCAUUGGUC